UAUCUGCGAAACCUUUGCCUCCAGUUAAAACUGCACCUGCGACAAAAUCAAGACCGUUUAAAUUAGAAACUAAUGCACGAGGAGAGAAAUAUCAACAGCGUUUACGUCAAGAACUUGUCAAGAUGAAACGACGCGAUAAGGAAAAUCAUAGAUUUCAUGCAAAACCAGCACCUAAACCUAAAUUUCCACUAACACAAACCAAAAAGCAGAGUAAACCACUUACUGAACCUGUAUUUUAUCAAGCAUUGAGAAAUGCUUCUUCUGAAACAAAGUUAGAAGGAUUAGUUAAUACAUCAAGAGUAAUUCUUUAG
This is a messenger RNA of Scutellospora calospora, 311 nucleotides long. NCBI's taxonomy places the organism in Eukaryota, Fungi, Glomeromycota, Glomeromycetes, Diversisporales, Gigasporaceae. The record is from the annotation of a GenBank genome assembly.